Molecule: messenger RNA, 3155 nt
Organism: Suillus subalutaceus
Lineage: Eukaryota; Fungi; Basidiomycota; Agaricomycetes; Boletales; Suillaceae
Exons: 23
Coding region: 219-3155 (978 amino acids)
Source: RefSeq, a predicted model, not a curated record
CGUGCUUGGGCACAUAGAUCACUUGUUAUCGGCGCCUGCAGCACAUUCUUCGCGUUCUCGCGCAUUCCUUGCUCUAUACCCCCACCUCAACUAUCUUUGUAUACAGCUGUACAAUACUGUCAACUACAUGGGUCCAGAUCGCUCAAAGCACUGUAAUUUAUGUGACCAGGAUAUCAAGCCAUGAGGAUGGACCACCCACCGAAAAUCUUGCGAGACGAAUGGCAGCCAAAAGACAAUGGGAUCAGGUGAUUGUAGAUGCGAUUUGGAAGGAGAAAGCGUCGGAUUCGUCAUUGAGACUCGACAAACCUCAAUCAGCCAUUCAUAUCCCUGUAUCAGGUCAUGAUGAUCCAGUGAUUGGUCCAGGCCCUUCUGCACUCAAGGAACCAGAAGUCGAGGCCACAGUCCCCACCUUCAAUCAAGAUGACAUCAAGAUCGAGUAUCAUCUGAGUAGUGGCAUCGAGGCUAAGACUUCCUGGUCCCUCCACCUGAUGGCCAACCUUGGAGUCCAUUUAAAUCUCAGGCUCGAGUUUGAAAUUGCUGAGAUCAUGCUCGAGGUCGGGUUCAACAAUCAACAAACCGAUCGUCUUAUCAAGCUAUGUCACCGCUGUGCUGUGGGGAAGGAGAAACUUACAUUCAAAAACCACAAGGAUAUCCACAACAUGUGGGAGGCUGCCUCGCAUCGCAUUACAAAGUUUACAAAGGAAGUGAUCUCGGUCCCGUUCACUGGAGAUGAGGAACUGUGGGAGUAUGACGUGCAUUACCGAGACCUUUGGGAGCUGGCUGCCGAUAUGCUUCGCAAUCCCCGGCUCUUUCCUCACUUCACGUUUGAUGCACACCGCCUCUCGAAGUUUGAUGGUAACACUUUUGUUUCUUUCAUCAAUGAGCCUUUCACUGCGCGAGAUAUCUGGGAUGUACAAUCGCAACUCCCACUGGGUGCGAAGCCGCUGGCAUAUAUACUGUACGCAGAUAAGACGAAACUCUCCUCCUUCGGUACAGCAAAAGGUUAUCCAGUCUACGCUCGUCUAGCAAACUUACCGACUGCAAUUCAAAAUGGGCGCGGUGAAGGUGGCGGGUAUGUUGUUGGAUGGUUACCAAUAGUUAAGGACGAAAAAUUACACUCCGGAAAGCCCAGCUGGGUAGAUUUCAAAAAUACCGUCUGGCACAAGUCAUUUGCCAGGAUUAUCUCUUCGUUAGCCUCAAAAUCACAAAUGGGGCAGUGGUUUGAAUGCCUAGAUGGUGUCAAGCGCUGGUUUUUUCUCUGUAUCCUCAUUCUAUCAGCUGAUUUCGAAGAACAAUCUGUCAUGUCACUUACUCGAGGAAUAAUGAGUCUUUGGCCAUGCCCCGUUUGUCUAGUCCCUCGAGAUGACCUGUGGGAUACUUCAAAAUCAUAUCGUCGGCAAACAUCAAAAGACUUGCAAGCAGUUAUAAAUGCUGCGCGUGCGAAAGAAACCUUUGAAGAAAGAGAGGAACUCCUGAAAGAACAAGCGCUUCGUUUAAUCAAUAACACAUUUUGGGCAGUAGCAUUCACCUGCGUGCAUCGAGCAUUGUCACAUGACCGUUGUCACUUCAACCAUGGUGGACUCUGGUCGCGCCAUCUCUGGGUCGAGCUGCAGAAAUAUGUUGUAACUCUUGGAAGGGGAAAAGUAUCACAAGUUGACAAUCGAUUCGAAAAAUUUCCAUGCUGGCGAAAUCUCAAGCACCCAAACCAGGUCAUCGGCGUUACAUUUACAGACAGCUCCAUCCACGAAGAUAUUUCUAAGAUGAUCAUUUAUGCUACCCAUGAUGUCUUGACUGAGAAUGAUUCUCCACUCGGUUAUUUUCUCUUACGGUGUGUACACCUUUACCUCGAGAUGGACAUGUACGCUGCUCUGGAGGUUCACACAACCAAUACAAUCAAGGAGGGGAGACAUACUGUCCAAGCGUUCACAGCACUCAUGAAGCAAUACAUGACACAAACCGCUGAUGACAAUGUGAAGAAUUGGAACUUUCCGAAACUGCACAUGGCAACACAUAUAUUCGACGACAUCGAGGCUAAAGGCGCCACGCGCAAUUACAACACCAAACCAUAUGAGCAAAUGCACGGGCCCUUGAAGGACUGGUACUUGAACCGGACAAACUUCAAAAACGUUGCGGAGCAGAUCCUUCGCAUCGACCACUGGAUACUUCAGAAAUCAGACGGCGACUCAGAGGAUGACGAUUCAUUAGAUGACGAUGAAAAUACCUACAUCGACAAGCUGUGCAGACUUUCUGUUCCAUCGAGAAUGCAGCAAAGCACCCGUGUCGAAUUCACUAACUUUCGCAUCAAGCUGAAUGCAUUCUUAAACAUCUUUCUACCCGCCUGCAACAUUCCACUGCCAAAUGGAAGAAGAAUCCACUUACAAUCGGAUGAUACUGUUACCGAGUAUCGAUUCUUACAUGUCAACUAUGAAUCCCUGGUAGACUGGAAACAGAAUACCAACUAUCUCCGGUGCAGCCCUCAGUUCUUCAACACACCGCAUUAUGACUGUGUCUUCAUCCGGACACAGAACGGCGUCAUCCUCGGACGUUUAGUCUUCCUUUUUCAAUGUGCCAUUGGGAAUGACUUAUUUCCCCUCGCUCUCAUCCACCCCUUUGACGCUCCGACAGGGCCACGACUUCGACAGGACAAGCAGCUUAACCUUUUCAGAGUUCGUGCACAACCACGCACAAAGGCCGAGUUCUUCUCGGUACAAUCAAUCAUUCGUGGGGCACUCCUAGUACAGGAUUCAGGUGGCAACCCCCUUGAUUACCUUGUUGUCGACACUGUCGACACAGACAUGUUUCUUCAUGUGAUUCUCCCAUCAGCUACCAUCCAUCAUCCUGCUGGGCUGCUGCGCCACCCCUACCCCCCCACCCUCCUAGCAUUAUCGUCACCAAGAAUGACACCAUGUCCGAUUCUUCCCAAAGAGCAGAUUCAGACACCACGUCCGAUUUUUCCCCAAGAGCAGAUUCAGACACCACAUCCAAUUUUUCCCGAAGAGCAGAUUCAGACACCACGUCCGAUUUUUCCUGAAGAGCAGACACCAUGUCCAAUUCUUCCCAAAGAGCAGCAGACACAUGUUCUAUUACUCAAGUCUAAGCAUCUGUUACGAGUUUUGCACCACAUUGGUGCGCAAUUGACUAAUCUCUUGCACUAA